UGUCUCAUUCCCACAAUGAUGCAGAAGGUCAACCUCUCAACAGUAUCCGAAUUUGUUUUUGUGGGCCUCUCUGAUGCUCCAGAAAUCCGUUUGCUUCUCUUUGUGCUGUUUCUGCUCAUUUAUUUGGCCACCAUGGCAGGCAACAUCACGCUCCUUGUUGCCAUUAGCACUGACUCCCACCUGCACAGCCCCAUGUACUUUUUCCUUGGCAAUUUAUCCCUGCUGGAUCUCUUAUGUCCCACCAUCACCGUGCCCAAGAUGCUGAAGGCCUUGCUGCUGGAGCACAAAGAGAUUUCUUUCUUUGGCUGCCUGUUCCAGCACUUUUCCCUCAUUGAUGUGGUGGGGACAGAGAUUUUCCUCCUGACUGUGAUGGCCUACGACCGCUACGUGGCUGUGUGCCACCCCCUGAGGUACCCGAGCAUUAUGAGCACGAAGCUGUGUGCUCAGCUGGCCAUGGGUACCUGGGCAACAGGGCUUUUGAACUCCCUGCUGCACACCUCUCUGGUUUUCACACUCUCUUUUUGUGGUCCUAACAAAAUCCAGCAGUAUUACUGUGACAUUCCUCCUAUGCUGGCCCUCUCCUGCUCGUCCACCCACAGCAGGGAGUUGGUGAUCCUGGUGGUGGCCGGGGUGCUGGGGUGCAGUGCCUGCGUGGUCACUGUGGUCUCUUACAUCUAUAUCCUCCUGGAAAUCCUGGCCAGGAACUCCCCUGGGAUCUGGCACAAGGCUUUCUCCACGUGUGGUUCUCACCUGACCGUAGUUUGCCUUUUCUAUGGGACCACCAUCUGCACCUACGUCCGCCCUUCCUUCACCUACUCGCCACAUCGGGAUAGGGUCGUGUCCAUGCUCUAUGGAAUGCUCACCCCGCUCCUAAAUCCCAUCAUCUACAGCCUCAGGAACAAAGAGGUAAAAUGUGCCGUAAAAACAAUGAUCAGCCAGGUGAGAAGGGCUUUAACAAGACAAGAAAACCUCACUCAGUCUCCACCAUCAGCUGGGUAGAAACUACAGUGUGCGACUAGUUUGGUCUUCUCUAACUUUCAGACAUCUAAAAAUUAGAUGCUGGAAUUCAAAUUCAUCUUUCUGAGCUCAAAACUCCUCCUCUGGGCUGAAAACUUCUUCUUUUGGCUCCCUCUGCAGUCAGAAGGGAGAGCUGCGCACUUCCAGAAUUCCAUGGCACAGCUUUAGGUCAUUUUCACAGGAGGAGAAGAGUCCAGCUGGGAAUGUUGUUUUCCACUGACCACUGACGAAGCUGAGGUGAGAGCAGGCAGGUGCUGGAUGCAUAUUUUGGGGUAGGAAUUCUGGGAAUUGGUAUUCAGGCACACUUAGAUACACCAUAUAAAAGCAGUUUAUAUCCCUUUCAAAAUUAAACUCCAAACAUAUUAAAUUAUGUUUUAUGGAUCAGC
This is a messenger RNA of Cyanistes caeruleus (blue tit), 1403 nucleotides long. Lineage: Eukaryota; Metazoa; Chordata; Aves; Passeriformes; Paridae. The record is from RefSeq and is a predicted model, not a curated record.